Messenger RNA from Meriones unguiculatus (Mongolian gerbil), 2955 nucleotides. RefSeq names its product zinc finger DHHC-type palmitoyltransferase 14 (gene Zdhhc14). Gene Ontology annotation, biological process: peptidyl-L-cysteine S-palmitoylation; protein targeting to membrane. Gene Ontology annotation, cellular component: Golgi apparatus; endoplasmic reticulum. NCBI's taxonomy places the organism in Eukaryota, Metazoa, Chordata, Mammalia, Rodentia, Muridae. The transcript has 9 exons. Gene Ontology annotation, molecular function: protein-cysteine S-palmitoyltransferase activity. The record is from RefSeq and is a predicted model, not a curated record. Bases 823 to 2292 code for a protein of 489 amino acids.
GGGCUGAGCCUUGCAAACAAGUGUCUGUGGCAGUGUCCCCGCGGCCCUCCGGCGGCCCUCGUCGCGCUGGGACUGGCUCCUCCGGACAGAAGGAACCGAAGAAGCCCCGGGAGCCGCCACCACCUCCACCUUCGGCCGGGAGCUCCGCGCAGGGGCCGCGGACUCUGCGCGGCUGCUCGGCUCCGUGGACACCGGGUCGCAGCGCGGGCAGCGCCCGGCUCUCACCGAGCAGCUCCCGGCAGAAUAACGCGCGUGGCUGUCCCACCCCUGGGAGGGGUUGGCGGUGCCGCGAGCUGCCGCCCAGUUUGCAGCGCUCUCUCCGAGGGAGGAUCCGUCACCGGGAAAGAGUAGCCUCCACCUGGCCGAGGCGCAGAAGUGGCUAGGGAGGGAGCCGUCCGCUGCUUCGUGUCCGCUCUGGGCGCGGCGACCGGGGAUCCGCGGGCCGGAGCCCAGGCUCAGCCCGGAGCCUGCGGGUGGCGGGGCGAAGCGCACCGCGAUCUGGGGGUUUGCUGAGCGGUCCCCCACGCCCCGCGGGGUCCUGCAGCCCCGAUUCGCGGACUGGAAGCCACGGAGAACCGCUGCCACGGACUGCGGACCAACACUGUCCCUCUUGGAAGCGGGUUCUGCUAUGACAGCUGGGCUCUCCAAGGGGAUAACCUGGGUGUCCUCGGUAAAGUUGUCGCCGAGCCGGGAACCCUUUUAGGGGUCACAGCGUCGCGGCUCGGGGGGCGGCCAGGUGGCUGGCGGCGGCCGUGGCUCGGCGGGAGCCGCGCGGCCGGGGGGCUUCUGGGGGUGUGCGCCCCCAGCCGGCUGCCCUCGUGGAUGCCUCCCGGCGGCGGCGGGCCCAUGAAAGACUGCGAGUACAGUCAGAUCAGCACCCACAGCUCCUCCCCCAUGGAGUCGCCCCACAAGAAGAAGAAAAUCGCGGCCCGGAGGAAAUGGGAGGUGUUCCCGGGGAGAAACAAGUUCUUUUGCAACGGAAGGAUCAUGAUGGCCCGGCAGACCGGCGUCUUUUACCUGACGCUCAUCCUCAUCCUGGUCACUAGUGGACUCUUCUUCGCCUUCGACUGUCCGUACCUCGCAGUGAACAUCACACCUGCCAUCCCUGCGGUCGGAGGCAUCUUGUUCUUCUUUGUCAUGGGGACUCUGCUUCGGACCAGCUUCAGUGAUCCAGGAGUCCUCCCUCGAGCCACCCCGGAUGAAGCCGCUGAUCUGGAAAGGCAAAUAGACAUUGCCAAUGGCACCAGUUCAGGGGGGUACCGCCCGCCUCCCAGAACCAAAGAAGUCAUCAUCAAUGGCCAGACUGUGAAACUAAAAUACUGUUUCACCUGCAAGAUUUUCCGGCCCCCUCGAGCCUCCCACUGUAGCUUGUGUGAUAACUGCGUAGAACGGUUUGAUCACCACUGUCCCUGGGUAGGCAACUGUGUGGGGAAAAGAAACUACAGAUUUUUUUAUAUGUUUAUUUUAUCCCUGUCUUUUCUGACAGUUUUUAUAUUUGCAUUCGUUAUCACCCACGUCAUUCUUCGUUCACAGCAAACGGGAUUCCUCAAUGCCCUUAAGGACAGUCCAGCGAGUGUGCUAGAGGCUGUGGUAUGCUUCUUCUCCGUCUGGUCCAUUGUUGGCCUCUCAGGUUUCCACACAUACUUGAUCAGCUCCAACCAGACAACAAAUGAAGAUAUCAAAGGCUCUUGGUCCAAUAAAAGAGGUAAAGAAAAUUACAAUCCCUACAGCUAUGGCAACAUCUUCACAAAUUGCUGCGUCGCCCUAUGCGGGCCCAUCUCUCCCAGCCUAAUCGACAGAAGAGGGUACAUCCAGCCCGACACGCCGCAGCCAGCAGCACCAUCCAACGGGAUCACUAUGUAUGGGGCCACGCAAUCGCAGAGUGACAUGUGCGACCAAGACCAGUGCAUUCAGAGCACCAAAUUCGUUUUGCAGGCCGCAGCCACUCCCCUGCUUCAGAGCGAACCCAGCCUCACCAGCGAAGAGCUGCAUAUGCCUGGGAAGCCUGGCCUGGGCACCCCAUGUGCUAGCCUGACGCUGGGCCAGCCCACACCACCCUCCUCCAUGCCCAACCUUGCCACGGAGGCCACGCUCUCAGACAUUAUGCCCCUGAAGGACGAGCACGGAGGCCACCAGUUUCUGACUCCAGACGAGGCACCCUCACCGCCGAGGAUGCUGGGGCCAGGCAGCCCCCUGGCACACAGCCGUACCAUGCACAUUCUGGACCUGGCCAGCCAGGACUCCCUGCACGAAGACUCCGUGCGGGGCUUGGUGAAGCUCAGCUCCGUGUGACCUGCGUGGCCAGCCCUGGGACCACAGAUGACAAACCAACAAAUGGACAUAGCCAAGUGGAAGUUUAUGUUUGGAAUCUGCGGGGUGGGCCAGGGGAGGGAGGACCCUCAAGAGAGGAGCCUGGAAUUGAAGGCGGCUGCGUGGACACAGCGCCCUCUGUCGGCUGCUUUGGGGACAGACACGAGGAAGGUUUUCGAACACUGGUGGCCAAACUGAACGCGCUGUUUGUUACACUACUAGUUGAAAUCGACUCGCCGUUCCUUGUGUUCAUUAAAACAAAAUAAAAACCCCCAAGGGAAAAGCCGACUGGACAUGGGUUUGCAUGCCACGCUGCAGUCCGUGUGACAGUGGCGCUAUUCCAGAAGAAACGCUGCUUUCUUUGUUUUCCUUCUCUUUAACCUUGUGAAACUUUCCAGGGCGACAGACUGGGCCCAACGGGAGAUGCCAUCCUGUGUGACUUACUGGACUUAGCUGUACGCAGAUGGACGUCCCCCCGCUACAGAGGCUACCGGGGUCGGUCCUGCCCUGGACAGACAUUUAACCUUCUGCCAACACUUACGUGGGUGUUGUAUUGUGCCAGGGUGGGACAGUCUCGCCCCCUGUGUAAUGAACUUCCUGUGGACAGCCAAUAAAGUGACUCCUCUGUUAUUUUCUUGAUCUGUA